Molecule: messenger RNA, 396 nt
Organism: Penicillium macrosclerotiorum
Lineage: Eukaryota; Fungi; Ascomycota; Eurotiomycetes; Eurotiales; Aspergillaceae
Exons: 1
Coding region: 1-396 (131 amino acids)
Source: RefSeq, a predicted model, not a curated record
AUGACCCAGUACCCACCUUACACACCGGCAUCCUCGCUGGGCCGCGAGCUGGGCAUCAUGUUCGGCUUCCUCGGCGCCUGCGCCGUCACCAUGGGUGUAUACUCGCUGAUCUGGCGCUGUACGUCUUCCCCCUCCUGCAGCCCGUCCCUUGCAAAUGAAAUGGCUAACCCGAACCCCCUCCUCUCCUUCUCCCCACCUCCAGCCGUCCAGCGCCGUGCCCUUGCCCAAGAUCUCGCCCGCCGCAAGGCGUUCCACGCUCAUGCGGCGUCGCGGAGCUUGGUCCAUGCCGGGCCGGACUUUGGCCCGAUGAGGACGGAGGGCCGCUCACGCGUUUUUGAGAAGAGGGUGGGGGAUCGGGCGGAGUUACCAGUGCAGCGGGGUGGAGGAAUUCUGUGA